This is a messenger RNA of Xiphophorus hellerii (green swordtail), 1472 nucleotides long. RefSeq names its product cellular retinoic acid binding protein 2, a (gene crabp2a). Gene Ontology annotation, molecular function: lipid binding. Bases 124 to 552 code for a protein of 142 amino acids. The transcript has 5 exons. Lineage: Eukaryota; Metazoa; Chordata; Actinopteri; Cyprinodontiformes; Poeciliidae. The record is from RefSeq and is a predicted model, not a curated record.
CGCUUGCCAUUCAUUUUAAGCGCAGCAGCUUUGACCGAGCAUCACACAAUUAGAGAUAAGAGCUGUCAGACGCAGUCGCUCAGACUGAGCUAAAUCAAAGCAUCCUCCAGGCUUCAGCCGAAGAUGGAGCGCCAAAUCCCCGAUUUCUCUGGCACCUGGGAAAUGAAAAGCUCGGAAAACUUUGAAGAGCUUCUGAAAACACUGGGGGUGAAUGUGAUGCUGCGUAAGAUUGCAGUGAAAGCCGCCUCGAAGCCGCUGGUGGAGAUCACGCAGAACGGAGAGACGCUGUCCAUCAAAACGUCCACCACGGUCCGCACCACUCACAUCAACUUCACUGUGGGCCAGGAGUUCAACGAGGCAACCGUGGACGGCCGCCCCUGCACAAGUUUUCCACGUUGGGAAACAGACAGCAAAAUCAGCUGUGAGCAGACUCUGCAGAAAGGAGAAGGUCCCAAGACAUCCUGGACUCGAGAGAUCACCAGUGACGGCAAGCUGAUCCUGACCAUGAGGGCGGAUGAUGUGAUUUGCACCAGAGUCUACGAACGACAAUGAACAACAGCACUUCUCACUUUUUUGCCCUUCCAGUUCCUCUCUCCCCCUUUCUGUGUGCUGGGAGACACCAAUCUGAAGAUUUAUUCCAGUUAACCUGUUAGUGCCACCAUACAAUAUUAAUGUGGUAAUUGUACUUAGCAUGUCACAUUUAAAAUCUGAGCUUCUGUCUUCAUUUUCCUUGCGAGUUUUCUGACCUGACCAGCUCCAUUUUGGGUGGCACAUUGAAUUGCUAAAUUGCAGCUCAUGCAUUGGUUGUCUGUGCAUGUGUGUGUGACUGAGGGUUGUGCAGCAACAACAGGCGAGAUGUGAGACUAUAUUUGUAGAUGUGUAAACCAAUCCAUGAGCUCUUCCUUUAUCAGGUCAUUUUGACGUCUGUCCUCUCCUCUUUCUGUAGCCUCGCUCUCCUUCGCCCCGUCUAAUUUGUUUUUUGUAUUUAUUACUACACAACUUUUUACACUGUAUCUCUCUUGUAUGAAAUAACAGGAAAACUACCCUUUCUAGGGGGAAAAAAUAAACCACCUUGACGUCAGCUCUUUGACUCUCCUGUGCAGAAAAAAAACUAUUAAGGAGCAGUAAAGGCAUUUAAUGGUGCCCGAGGUUUUAUGAUUUGUGAGUGUAGCUGCAGAAUGUGUGCACAUUAAAUGGCUCCAUCUUAUUUUAGGCUUUCUCUCAGCUGUCUGCAACCAGAAUAACUUGUCUGCCCCUCCUUCUUCACAUUCUCUGUCCAUCUUCUCCCCUCGUCUCUCUCAUGUCUAUAUUUUUCAUGCCUAGUUUUCCUGGAUCUGCUCAUCCUGCAGCUUUCCUUCACCCCCACGGCUGCAGUUCAGUAGUAUUUGUCUUAUUUCUAUUUUGUUUGGCAGUUGAAAGUAUAUUGUUUGUUUUUUACGGUUCUUAAUAAAGUUUAACAAGACAUUUUUCAG